UAGAUACAAAUUGAAAAGCUUGAAAAUAUUAUAAAUAUUAGUAUUUUAUGUGAAUACAUAAUUUAUUGUAAUUACUGAAGAUAGGUAGUUGAAAUAAUAGGUAAUUGAUAACAAAAUUUUUCCGAUAUAGAUAUAAAAAAACAUAAAUUUAAAACAUAUCGUUUUUAAACUUCGUUCAGUGUAGUACUUAUCUGAGAUUUCUUCAUGGACUUUGGAUUAACAUCAUUCUAUGUAGCCACUUGGAGAAUGUAUUGCCUCAGACUUUCAGAAACAUUUAAACAACCGACUGGUGCGCAGAUCUGUAGAAGUUAAUUUGUCGCGAUACAAUUUAUAUAAAGAAAUAUACUACAAAUACAAUAAUUUCCUAACAAAAUCAUGUCAACAAUAAAAGUGUUAGACGGCGGAUUUUCUACACAAUUAGCAACUCAUGUGGGUGAUAUAAUAGAUGGUGAUCCUUUGUGGACAGCGCGAUUUCUUGUUACAAAUCCAAAUGCUAUUAUUUCUACACACUUGGACUUUUUGAAAGCUGGUGCUGAAAUAAUUCUUACAAAUACUUAUCAGGCAUCUAUUGAUGGUUUUUCUAAAUAUAUGGGCUUAACAGAAGAGGAGAGUCUUGAUAUAUUCAGUAAAGCUGUUGAUUAUGCCAAAGAAGCUGUGAACUUAUAUAAAAAAGAAAUAAAAGGUGAUAAAAAUAUUAUAAAUGAGAAUCCACUAAUUGCUGGAUCUAUUGGACCAUAUGGUGCCUGUUUGCAUGAUGCUUCAGAGUAUACUGGUAAAUAUUGUUCAUCUGUGUCUGAAAAAGUUCUUAUGGACUGGCACAGACCACGCAUUAAUAAAUUAAUUGAUAGUGGUAUCAAUAUAUUAGCAAUAGAGACAAUACCUUGUAAACGAGAAGGAGAAGCACUGGUCACUUUGCUAAAAGAAUACCCAAAUACUAAAGCUUGGUUGUCUUUUUCUUGUCGUGAUGAUGGAUGCAGUAUAGCUGAUGGAUCUAAUUUCCAUAAUGUUAUUACCGAGUGUUAUAAGAAAGCUUCACGAGGACAAAUUCUAGCUGUUGGUGUUAACUGCAUUGCGCCACAAAACGUAACACCUUUGUUGAAAGCAAUUAAUGGAAGAUGUAAAAAAGAAUUCAUACCUUUAGUAGUAUAUCCUAACAGUGGUGACAAAUAUACUGUGGAAUCUGGUUGGAUAAAAGAGGAAGGAGAAUACCCUUUACAUCAAUUUGUACAUGAAUGGUUGGAUUUGGGUGUUCGAUACAUAGGUGGAUGUUGUAGGACAUAUGCUGAGGAUAUAAAAAAAAUACAGGCAGAAGUAAAAACUUGGGAGAACAAAAAACAAACCUAGAACUUUCUAUAUACACAUGAUAUUUAAAUAAUUUUACAAUUUUAAAAGAUGUUGACCUUAAAGACACUUUUUGACACAUGUAUGUAUAAACUGACAUUAUUAAGCAAUAUUGUUUCAAAUAUAUAAAAAAUAAAUUUUGUUUUACCUUAAAUACGAAGAAUUAAAGAUCAAUUUUAUUAAAUUAUUUUAUUAACAUUACAAAAAUUAUACAUAAAUAUAUUAUAUAUAAUAUUUAAUAGUAUAUGUAUGAUUAUAAAUAAUAUUAUUUAAUUUACAUGUAUUAUAUGAAAAAGUAUUAUAAUUCCUGUAUUUUAAUUUCCAUUCUUGUGCACUAUGUAUACUAAUUCAUUACCGAUGUCGUAUACACCCCGUUCAUCUUUUAAUUUAGCGGUUUUGUUUUCUAUGUCUACGAUAAAUACAGAGUCAGGAGAAAUUUGUAUUUUACCUUUCACAAUAUCAUCAGCGUCUGGCUUAGUUCUAGAUCCCAUGUAAGGAUCGUUAUAACGAUAUAAGGAAACAGAUAAUGAAUCUGAAACAGACAUUAUAUUGGUUAAUAUAAAUUAUAAUAAAUUAAAUACAUAUUAAAAAAUACAUACUCUUUAUUAAUUUGCUUUGUUUCGUUAUUCGUGAAAUGACAUCUGCACCAGUGUCAUUAUUCAUUAUCUUUAUAGUCAUUCUAAAUAAACCACUACAUUUCUGCGGAUUAAUAGCACAUACUGAAAAACCAGAACUAAAGAAAUUCAUGUAUGGUGAGCCUGGACAACAUUCUUCUUUCGUUUUUUCUGGAGCUUCAUUACUAUACUUUAUCUCAAUAUUUUCUAACUACAUUUCAAAAGAAGAAACACAUGAAAUAACACAUAUGUAAAAUAUAAGAUAAUUCUGAUGUAGAUCUAUUGCUUACAUCCAAAGUAUUUUCAAGAUAUUUUUUAUUAUCUUGAAGAAUUUUGAAUUCGUCAAAGUCUAAUGUCAAGUUGAGUGCAUUCAAUCCAUGAAGUUCCAUCUUUUCCCUCAUUAAUUGCACAAAUGGCAUUACUCGUUUCAUGUACUUCUUUAAUUCCUGCAUUUUUCCUAAUUCUGUUGAAAUAAUCUUAUUUUCUG
Molecule: messenger RNA, 2442 nt
Organism: Nomia melanderi (Alkali bee)
Lineage: Eukaryota; Metazoa; Arthropoda; Insecta; Hymenoptera; Halictidae
Product: betaine-homocysteine S-methyltransferase
Biological process (GO): S-methylmethionine cycle
Molecular function (GO): S-adenosylmethionine-homocysteine S-methyltransferase activity
Source: RefSeq, a predicted model, not a curated record